Ornithodoros turicata is the source of this 19659-nucleotide messenger RNA. Its product is annotated as MAM and LDL-receptor class A domain-containing protein 1-like. Gene Ontology annotation, molecular function: protein binding. The record is from RefSeq and is a predicted model, not a curated record. The coding region runs from base 135 to 19397 and encodes 6420 amino acids. The transcript has 76 exons. Lineage: Eukaryota; Metazoa; Arthropoda; Arachnida; Ixodida; Argasidae. Gene Ontology annotation, cellular component: membrane.
UCUUGGCUCGCGGUUUUCACCUGGGGUAUAUUUUAUUAACUCGCCCGCGUUGGUUGGACGUGGUGUUUCUGUCUUUGUCUCUGCGUCCGGUAUGCACCGGGUUUAGACUCGGCCGCGGACGGGUUGCGUGUGCGAUGGAACGGCCAAGACGACACCGCUUGGACAACGUCGUUCAGAGAGCGUGCUGUGCUCUCUUCUUUUUGACGUGUGCGGGAUUGGUUACGCAAGCAUUCGCCGACUCUCCAUCAUGCGAUUUCGAAAAGGGACACUCCUGCGAAUGGAGUUUGGGUGACUGCACCAAAUCGAGUUGCUUCAACGUCACUCGGCCGAAAGACGUCGACUAUGGACCGACAACGGAUCACUCCUCGAACUCAGAGGACGGCUGGUAUGCAAUGGCCGUGUACAAUGGCAGUGAAGAGGCUCGAUUGGAACGAGAUGUCACCGGUCCCUUCUGCUUGCGUGUCUGGUACCAACUGUCCGGUUACGAUGACCCCAGAAUGGAAAUCGUAGUCAGCGGAGGCCAAUCUGGAGAUCUUGUGGUCUACCGUGCCCGAUCACCGCGAACGACGGGUUGGCAGGAGGCUGUCUACCACGAGAACGACACGGGAACCUUCACGGUUUCCAUCAGAGCGUUCACAUCGCCAGAGAUGGAAGGAAACGUCAUAGCGAUUGAUGACAUCACUUGGACUAGUGGAGUCUGCGAGACAGCCCCUCGAGAUGGUUCGUGCGACUUCGAUUUGGACACGUGUGGAUACAGAAGCACGAAUUGGGUGAUUCGAACAGGUCGGACAGAUGGCUUCGAAGAUCAUACCACUCAGACAACCGUUGGUGGACGAGCAGAAUUUAUGACGCUGAGUAAGUCGUACGGUAAAAUAAGCACGCCAGUUCUAGCGAUAACCGCACGUCGCCAGUGCCUGUCCUUCUUCUACUACAUUUCCCACCCGACGACGACGAGCAGCUUGGACGUCACUGUUACGGAAGAUAGGGAAGACGUGUCCUGGUGGCAAAAUAUCGCGAACUACUUCGCACCGCCGGCGACCAUCUGGGAAAGAAGAAGAUCCACACUCUCCACUGGAUCUUGGGCACCUGCGCAGAUUCAGUUCACAGUGAAGGAAAAGUUUCAGAUUGAUUUCGGUUGCCUCGCUGCUGAGGACGUUACAGGCAACUUCUCGUGUGCUCUGGAUGACGUUAAGCUGACGGACUGCACUUCUGAAAUAGAGGUAGACCUGGGCUGCGAUUUUAAUGAUAACACAACUUGUUUCUGGACUGAGCUGGGGGACUCAACCGCUUGGUCGAUACGUUGGGCAGGCCGGAAGGAUGCAGUUACCGGUAAAGACGACGGCUACUACAUCGAAGCAGAUCUUACCGAUCAGGGAUCGAUGAAACCAUGGGCUGCUCUUGCGAGUCCGUCGAUCCCCGAACAUCGUGCAGGUGUUGCCUGUUUCUCUUUCGACUACUUAAUUGCUAUGCAGGGCGGAGCACUAAGCAAAAUGGAUGUCGGCCCCGUCGGUGGAAUGCCCUUCUGGACCUCUCAAGUUUCUAAAAACUACUGGCAUACAGAAAAGGCAGAGUUCAAAUUAUCCAGUUUGGGACCGGAGCGCCAGAUCGUGGUGAACAUUACAGGUUUUCCAUCAACUUACCUCGACAAUCUUGCAGUAACAAUGGGAGGAUGCGACUCUAAAGAGGAAGCAAGCGGGAGCUACGACUGCGACUUCGAGCGGGAUAUGUGUACCUUCAAAAGUGAUGAAAAAAUGAGACGCUGGAUGUUAGGUGGACGCCACAGCAAAAGCGGACUACCAAGACCUCCGACGGAUCACACCUAUCAGAGCGGCAGAGGAUCAUAUUUAUACGCCACAAUGGCUGAUCCGAACGACAGGAGCGCUGCACAUCUGGACAGUCCUGUCAUAGAUCUUCAGUCAAGGCAGGAACAAUGUAUGGAGUUCUUCUACAGAAUACCGGGCCCCUGGGUAGCAAAGUUAAUGGUAUUUGUCGCACCCCCUAAUACAGAUGGGUUGCCUGUCCCGGAGUGGACGGCAGACAUCAGCAAUGAGGCUGGAUGGACACCUGGACGCAUUCGUGUUCCAAAAGGGAACAGGGUAUCUUUUAUGGCGCUGCCGGUACCCGACGGAAAUCCGGGCUACGUCGCCCUAGACGACAUCACCUUCUACUCGGCCGACAAAUGCGAUACCGUUCCUGGAAUGAUAAACAACGCUUCUGUGAGUGAUCUCCUGGAUUGCGAUUUCAACAUGGGUUCCUUCUGCAACUGGCAAAGCAAGGGUUCCAGGUGGCAGUUUGGAAGCGCACUCGCCGGUCCUCUCCCGGCUCCAAGGCCAAAACUCGGAGAAUACAUAUUCUUCAAGGGUGACACCACUGGGAAUCAAGAACCCACGGCUGCGAAGCUUGUCUCCGUCAAGGUGCCGAGGCAGGAUGGGCCUGCGUGUGUUGAAUUCUUCUACCAUAUGUUCUCGGGAGACCGCUCUGUACUGCAUGUCACUGUCAGUGCAGAAGACAGCAGCAGCACUCGGAAACCCUUCUGGCGUUCCGGUGGUACGACGGCUGAUCGUUGGUACCGCGCCAGGCGGACUCUGAUUCUGGACAACGCGAACAACGUGAUCUCAUUUGAAGUUGAAGCCGAAAAGGACUUCAUUGGUCUCGUUGCUCUGACCGGUCUGAAAUUUAUUCCUGGCCCAUGCAUGUCCGAUGAAGACAGCUUAGGUCUCUGUGACUUCGAUCACGAUACAUGUGGCUGGGAAACGCCCGAGGUCAUGGACACCAAGUGGGACCGGGCGAAACUUCCUCAGGACGCUGUGCAAUUUCGGCAAUUUCCGGAAGCUUUGCAGUCAGGAGGGAACACACUGGUCGCAAGGGCCACCAGAGGAGUGCAUGACGUGUCUUUGGUUAGCCCACCGUGGGAGACGCUCCCAAGCUGCCUCGAGUUUUGGUACCGCCGGAGUGACGAGACCUCAUCCAGCAUCAGUGCUGCUGUCACGGGGGAGAAGCGGAAUGACAUCGUCUGGAGGACGCCGGAUUACCCUAGGAAUAACUGGAUGCUUGCCAGAGUGCCCCUCGUAGGACUUCAGAAUGGGUCACCUGGUAGCAACUUAAGAUUGGUGCUGAAAACGAACUGGACUGUGAAGUCGACCGGGACUUCAGAACUUGGCAUCGGCAAUGUCCGAACGACGCCCAUGCCUUGUGAUAGCCUGCUGGACUGUUCUUUCACCUAUAAUCUAUGUGGCUACGUGGAACAGGGCCCGCCGGAGUUCCGCUGGCGAGUCGGAUCAGGACGUGCGGCCUACGAAGACUUUCAAAUCCCCACUCCUCCAGUAGAAGACGAACGAUACUUUGCUUACAUCGACGCAUCUACCGCCAUCAGCGAUGCUCAGCAAGAGACAUCACUCUUCAGUCCCGUCUUUGCCACCGGUGGUAAUGACACCAUCUCUGUCACCUACAUGCGGAAGGGCAAACACAUCACGUCGUUGGAAUUGGUUCACUGGACCUUCGAUUCCACUAAGCAACCUACGGCGCAGAAAGUGCAACUGCCUCCGAGCGACGGAUGGAGCGAUUUCCACAUUUACCUCUACACCGGCGAACAGAGUCAAAUCGAGGUUCGAACGAAGCGUUCCGAUGGACGGAGAGGAAUUGUUGGACUCCUGGGCAUUCAGUUCUACAAAACUGGAUCUCCCACCACAGGCCUACCGCGAGGGAGCUCGCUAGAUUGCACCUUCGAAGACGGCAGCUUCUGUGGUUGGACUGCCAACAACACUGUACUCCAGUGGGCGAUUAAGGACCCCUCGAAAGAAGUGCCGUCCCUGCCACGCUUUGAUGCCACGACUUCGUCUUACUCAGGUCGGUUUGCGUACGCUGAGUUGCCUGACCAGUCGCCCGAAGCAUCCGCUUCAUUGAUAAGCCCAGAGUUGCCAUCCAAUCUGAAUGAUACAGGCUUCUGCGUUUCUUUGUGGGUCGCUGCUUCUGGAACGUCCAGGCUCGAAAUAGACACAGGACGAGGCUACACGGCAUGGCCUCUACGGGGACCAUUCAGCUGGAUGGAAGCAAGACGGUUUGCCGACCAGGGUCGGGCAUACAGGGUGACCAUACAGGUCGACGUGAGCUCUGGUGCAAUAGCUGUCGAUGACAUAAAAAUCACGCCGGGAGAAUGUCCACCUACAGCAACGAGCACAUUCGAAGGUGGCUCGGGGUGGACGUUAGCUGGUCACCCGCUGAAUGCUCGAUCGUGGGUGGUAAAGAGCGCCAGGACCGUAGGAGUGAAAGACCACACAUUGGAUUCUCCAGCGGGUCACGUGUUGUACCUGAAUACUUCCUCGCUCGGGGACACGGCCCAUUCUAUCGCAAGGGUUGUGUUCGGCAAACGCAGGGCGACCGACGCAGCUUGUCUUACCUUCUGGUGGAAAUCCUACGGAGCUUCGACUCAGCUCAACGUCUACAGGCUAACGGAAGACAUGGGACUGCGGGAUCCGUUGCUGAGUAUCACAACCGAAGAGACGCCCAAAUGGUGGAACGGACGUUCGGUGACCGUCUCCUCACACACGGACUGGAAUGUGGUGUUUGAAGGUGUGAUCCCCAAUUUCGUUGGACAAGCCUCUGCGGUACUCCUAGACGACCUGGCAAUCAAGGACGGUGCCUGUGAUCCUGAUAACUUGUGCACGUUUGAAACGGCCAACUGCUUCCACUGGGCGCACGGGACGCAUAGUAACACCAACCUGCUGAACCCUGUCAUGCAUCCCGGGGUGUGGAAGGUACAAGGCGCUGGCGCAGAGCCCGCAGUGGAUCAUACGGACGGCAACACGGAGGGUCACUUCCUCUAUUUUGCCGGAGGCAACGGAACUGGAGCAGCGUACGUACUCACCGGCCGCCGCUUCCGUUGCGUUUCUUUUUGGUACUACCUGCCCGAGCAGGAAUCUGGUGCUUGCAGCCUGGUUGCUGGCAAGAGCAUUCGCCGUCUUCCUACUAGGCAACGGUGGAAAUUCCACCAGUACGACGUCUACGAUCACGAUAGCGGCAUUCUCGUCCUGUGUGGCAGAAACCCGGAAGCGUUUGCUGCUGUUGACGACUUAAGCGUGUCUGAAGACAUGUGCAUUCAAAUAGAGCUACCAGACACGCAAGUAUUUGAGUGUCGAGAAAGCAAUCAGACUGUGCCCCUUGAAAAGAGGUGCGAUUUCUCGUUCGACUGCGUUCACGGGGAAGACGAGAAAAACUGCGGCGCCUGCGAUUUCGAGGAAGACGCUUGCGGAUGGAGCUUGGGAUUGAGCAAGGUUCCAAUGUGGCAGAGGGUACAAGGCCUGCCGGACAAGCCGGAUUUUCCAUUUGACCAUACCAAAGGAAGUCCUGAAGGCUUCUUCGCCAUGGCUAUCCCAACAGGUGAUCGGUUCCCGGAUACGCGUAUGGCCCUCAGCAGACGCAUGGAGAGUCCUCGUUUCCGCAAUCCAGGAUCCCUUUGCAUCAUGAACUUCUGGUAUAUCUACAAGACAAAUAACUACAGCAUGAACUUGCAAAUGGACCUACGGACUGGUCCAUAUAAGAUGAUGCUUUGGAACCUUCUCUCCCGAGAGAGGAGACCUGAAGAAGAAGUGUGGACUUUAGGCAGCGUCUUCAUUGGCCGCUACACCAGUGUUGUGCAGGUCAUCAUCAGCGCAAUGCAAUAUCCUGUCCGUUCUGGAUACAUCGCCAUCGACGAUAUCUCGUUUCACCAGUGUAGGAGACCAGAGCCAAAGCCAGAGUGCGGGCCGUCGGAAUUCCGGUGCCGCAACCGUGCCUGUAUAAGGAACCUGUACGUGUGCGACUACAACGACGACUGCGGGGAUCUUAGCGACGAAGAAGACUGCGGCAAGUACAAGUUCAGGUGCAGCUUCGACGCUUCCUUGUGUGACUGGCACCUGGACCCUGACGCUCCUCUUCACGGGAGCUGGGAAAGGAGGGCACCUUUUGCUCACCUUAGCCAGGGACCCACACGCGACCACUCUACGCGGAACACCGAGGGAAAGUUCCUCUACCUGGGCUCCAGCAGCACGCCCACUCAAGGGGAGGUCUUCGGUCCCUGGUUUGACCCCAAGACGCCGUGCCAGAUGCGGCUCCAUUUCGUCGUCCGAGGACCUGCCCUAGCACAAGUGUCUGUGAACACGCUCGACGCUGACGGCGUCGUACGCUUGGCUUGGGGAACCUCUUCCCCUUUGGCUGUGGAUGAUUUUGUGGAAGUUCUCGUUCCAUUCAACAUGGCACGGCCAUAUCAGGUCGUACUUGAAGGAAGCAUCAAUGGAUCAAGAACUCAGACGGGAUACGUGGCUAUUGAUGACGUCACAUUCGCAACAACGUGCACGCCACUCAGCGGUCCAGCACCACAGGUUAAGAAAUCGGUUCUCGCAACAAGGUUGUGUCCCCAAGGACAGUAUCCGUGUAAGACUUCUCACCAGUGCCUCGAUCAGAGUCUCGUCUGUGACUUUAAACGCGACUGCAAGGACGGCUCAGAUGAAGCACAGUGUGGUGCUUGCGACUUCUCUGUGGACAUGUGUGGCUGGAAGAACUCAAUGAAUCCGUCCCGAGUCUCCUGGGAACGCGUCAAUGCUCAGAUGGCACUGAACAACCCUACUGUUUACAGCAACUUUCCCAAGGAGGACAGCUUCAACAAUUCCAGGGGAUGGUACUGCAGCUACACCGACACGAACACCACAACCCAGAAUAUGCAGCCCAGCUUACUCAUUAGCCCUGAACUCGGAGCAACGGGACCAGCGUGCGCAGUUACUUUCUAUGCUUACAUUGGAGCAAUUGCUUCGGUAAGUUUCGGCAUCAAUCUACCGGGCUUGAAUAAGUGGUUGGUGUCCAGCGCUGCAGGACCUGAUCACUCCUGGAGAAAGCUGGGAGCCCUAGUAGGCCCUCAGUCCGCUGGCUUCAAGUUCACUUUCAUGGCCAGCAACGCUAACGUCAGCAUCGACGACAUCGAAUAUCACGACUGCGAGCCAGGAAGCAAAGCACAAAAACCGCUCAACUGUACGUUCGAAGAAGAGGAAGGAUGCGGCUGGUACCAAGUGAAGGAAGUUGUCACAGCGGAUUGGAUCAUUUCUGAUGGACGAAAAACGCACGAAAACCAACCCAACGGAGACCACACGACUGGAACAGGACGGUACAUCUACGCCACACAGAGCAGCGUGCGCUCCAGCAGUGCUAAACUGUUUUCUGAAGCUGUACCUCCAACUUCCACUGCGGGCCGUUGCUUGUCGUUUUGGUACCAAAUGAAGGACAACGAAAAUGGAAUGUUAUACGUGAUUCUCAAUCCAUUCGGUCUUCCGGGUCGUACCAUCUAUCAAAAGGCAGGACUAGUGGCGCCUGAAUGGAAGGCAGGCCGCGUCAAUAUCGUGUCUGACAAACAAUUCAAGAUCGCCUUCGGUGCAUUGCUCCAGGGACGCAGCAAUGCAACCAUAGCUCUGGAUGACAUAGUCUUGGAUGAAGAGCCCUGCCCAGACACAUCUGUAAAUUGCGAUUUUGAAGAAGGUACCUGCGGCUGGAAUUUGGAUGGCUGGGCCCUCACAACGGGAUUACAGCAAGGGACGCCACCAAGAGAUCACUCGACUUUCACUGCGUCAGGGCACUUCGCCGUGUUGAGAAAUCUUCAUGGUAGCAUCGUCAGCCCCAUGCACACUGUCAGUCCGCAAGAAACGCGUUGUCUCAAAUUCUGGCACUUCGUUUCUCCUGGAAGCACAGAAGUCCUCGCUGUCUCCCCAGAGACGAAUGCAUCCGCCCCGGCAUUGUGGCACGUAAAAGGGAUUGACACGCCAGCGAAGAAAUGGUCAUCGGGAACUGUGAACAUCGCCGGAAGAGCAGAACCGUUCAGUCUGAUGCUCAAAGGGUACAAGUCAAACGACAAGGCAGCAGUCGUUGCGGUGGACGACAUCUCUUUCGCCGUGACCGCCUGUCCUCCACCUGGAACUUGCACCUUCGAGGAGAACCUCUGUAAUUGGCAUAACGCUGCUGGUACCUUGAACCUGACAUGGAUACGGACUUCUACUGCGAAACGGCCAGCCAAGAGUCGACCGCCCAAGGAUCAUACGACAGGGAAGAGGGCCGGACGCUACAUGUACUUGGACUUUUCUCGCGCGAAGCGAAGCAAAGCUGCCCUGGUGGGCACCCUCGAAAGCGAGGUCCUACACUACAGUCCAACCAGUUGCCUUCAGUUCUUCUAUUAUAUAAACAGGGUAAAAAGCAAAGGAACAGCCACCUUGUCCGUGGAGUAUGUUGCAGAAGGAAAAGUCAUCCAGUACCUCACUGACACUGUCACACUAAAGAAACGUGCCUGGGUUCAAUAUAGUCGGACAGUGACGAACCUUCCGGAGGACUACGUUAUCCGGAUCACUGGAACUCCAGGCAAGCGGGCCAAGGGCGUCGCUGUCGAUGACAUCACCGUAUUGGACGGUCGCUGCCCGGGAGACACUGCGGUGGAGGAACCCACAGAGGCCCCGGGGAAUUGCACGAAGUGGGACUGCGACUUUGAAACGAGCAUGUGCUUCUGGAAGGGUUCCUCGUGGGUCAUCCGUUCAGGCCAAACUGCCAUAGAGUUGAAAGAAGGUCCGACCAUGGACAGACGUAUGCAAACAUCACAAGGACAAUACGCAUUCUUCUCGCCGAAGCUCGGGUCGCAGGACACCACGUUGGUCAGCGCACCUCUAGAUCCCUCAGAAGGAUCCUACUGUGUCGAGUUCUGGUAUUUCCUCUUCAGUUCGGAACUUGUGAAUCUAGAUGUUUCUGUGGCUCCUGUUCUAGGGACGCCUACAAAGAUGCUAUGGUUUCAGCAAAACUCGGCACAGCGUGUCUGGCGGCGAGGCUCCGUGACCGUUCCCAAGAACGAUUCGUGGAACGGAGAAGUCAUCCGCUUUCGGGCGUUGCCAGCGGUUCCUGGUGUAGCAGAGGUGGCCAUCGAUGACGUGCGAGUGCACAACAGCGAUACCUGCGUCCAUCCACCUGGAACCCUGUGCGACUUCGAAGGAGACGGCUUCUGCGGCUUCACUGUGCAGGCUCCAGACGAGGUACCAUGGCGACGCCGCGUGAGUCAGCAACGUCAAGCCGUAUCCGAGAGACCCCAGGUGGAUCACACCUUCGGCACGGCUGUUGGCCACUACUUGCUCCUGGAAACUGAAAACAACUGGAAGUCCGUCCGGUCGUACUUGGUAGUUCCUGGUGCCACAUCCUCCCAGGGUAGUUGCGUACGCUUGUGGUACCAUUUCGGAGGGAAUUCCUUGGGUGCCAUCUUCAUCGGGGCUGUACCGAAAGGUACUGCUGCUGAUUCGGUCACCAGCACGUCCUUCACAGUUUCCGAGAUGCCAGGCUGGAUACCUCUCCAGUCUACACUUUCCCACGAAGGACCACACGACAUUGUCAUCACUGGAACCCUGUCUCCCCGGCGGUCUGCCGACGGGUCCAGCGCUGGUGCACGCCAGGCUCUGGCCCUGGACGACAUCCUUGUCACUGAAGGUCCUUGUCCAGCAGAGGGCGACUGCAACUUCGAAGACGGUCUCUGCGACUGGCAGAAUGUCCCGAACGCUAAAAGGAAGUGGAUCCUGAAUCGUGGCCAGACGCACGGACUUGCCCCUGCCUUUGACCACACUGUGGGCUCACCCCAAGGUUCUUACAUCUACAUCGAGGGCAACUCCGCUGAUGCCGCAGCCAUUCUUGAGUCUGCUCCACAGCACGUGAAGCAAUCGCUCUGCUUAGACUUCUGGUUUUGGAUUCAAGUGAACUCAAGCGCUGCUACAUGGACUGGAAAGUUGCGUGUCGAAGCAAAGCCAGUAAGCAAAAACCAGGUAAACCAGGAUCAACCAGGAAGCGUCCUGUUCGAGACUUCCGCAAGGACAACUGCGUGGACGAGGACACAAGUGAACAUCCCGGCCAUGACGGACAGGUUACCGUGGACUAGGAUACGUUUCGUCGGCGACACGAGUGACAAGGCCACGAGCGCCAUUGCCUUGGAUGACGUCACCGUUACUGCAGGUUCCUGUGCCCCGACUACAGCCCUCACUAGCUGUGGGGACGGAAAGAGUUUCGUUAACGCCUCUCAGGUAUGCGACUUCAAGGAAGACUGUCCAAGCGGCGAAGACGAAAAAAAUUGCGGGGAGUGCGACUUCGAGAACGGAACUUGCGGCUGGACAUCUGUACGAGCGUACUCGUCGUGGAUAUGGACCACUGUAAGCCACGCGCCCGCUGUUGGUUUCCUACCCAUCACCGACAAAAACGACGGAACGCAGCAGGGUGGUUACGUGUACUCCGCCGCAACACGCACGGGCCACUCAUUCGCCGUCUUGAGAAGCCCAGAUGGUACGAGGAAGCUGAAACGCUCAUCGAAGGACUGCAUCAUGUCUUUCUGGUACUUCACGACCGGAGACACGAGUCCACUGCUGGCGGUAUGGAAGAACGUAUCGGGGUCCGUAGGUGCCGUGUGGCGCGUCCAGGAGCCCGGAUCGCACACUUGGCAACGCGCCGACGCUGCCGUCGGAUCAACCCACACGCCUUUCACGAUGGAGCUCGUAGCACGUGUAAAUGCGAAUACCCUUGCGAGCAGCAGCGCCGUGUCUGUGGACAGCGUUUCGUUCCGGGACUGUGGCCUCCAACGGGUAGACGCAGAGCAAUGUGACCAACGACUGCUGCACUGCGCCAAAACCAAAGUGUGCAUCGACAAAGACCGACUCUGUGACCACGAAGACGAUUGUGGGGACCAACAGGAUGAAAAUGUGUGCGAUGACUAUCAUAACUUUUGCACGUUCCAAACAGCCGGCAGUCGAUGCGACUGGACUGCCGUCAAGUCAAAGGGCGGAGCUCCAAGUUGGGUAGCAAUCAGCGCCAGGUACAGCCGGCGAGACACGAACACCGGGCCUUGGGUGGACCACACAACGGGAGUCGGUCGCGGUGGACGAGUUCUGCUUCUGCGAGCAACAAACAGCCGUGGCCUCAACGCGGCCGCAGACUAUGUUAGUCCGGACUAUGUUGCGAAAGACGGGAAAUGUCGACUCCGUUUCUUCUACUACCUGCACGGAAGUGGCGUUCGUGGGCUGACACUGUUCGCUCAGUUCGACAGAGAGUCGAAUAGCAGCCACUGGAGGGAGCUCUGGCAAGCUAGCGGAGCAAAAGGUCAGGUGUGGUUGAGAACCUCCGUCCCUGUUGAGUGGACCGAACCCUUCCGCUUCGUCCUCAGAGGCACAACAGGUGCCAAUUUCUCGUCGGAUAUCGCAGUGGAUGAUAUUUCGCUGACUCCCGGGUGUGCACGCUACGCGCAAGAACUCCCCGGAAAGCCCACGGAGACGAUAGGAAAAUGCAGACCAUCGCAAUUUGAAUGCAGAAGCGGAGGCUGCAUCCCAAAAGCAGAAGUGUGUGAUUUCAGGGUCGACUGUAAGGAUGGUUCGGAUGAGUACGGCUGUGGACCGUGCGAUUUUGAGCAAGAUACGUGCGGCUGGACGGACCAAAGCAAAGGGAAGGUUGUCUGGCAACGAACUCGAGCAAAGAACAAACAGUGGAUCGGAUUUGAUCACACGAUGGGAACAGAAAGUGGUCACGUCAUUGUGAUCAAUGACGAGAAGGACCCAUCCCAAGUUCAGGCUUUGUGGGUUAGCCCUGAACUUCCACCGUCUUCGACGAGGUGCAAAGGAAAACUCUGGGCGUUCUUCAAAGCUUCGAAGACUUCUAGCGAGUACAUGCAACUUCAGUAUGUUCCCACAACAGGGGAACCCGUGAAUCUAACGACAAUCCAUGGAGGUUCACGCUGGACGUCAGUUCUGUUUGACGUACCACAGAACACGGAACGUGGAGGCAGGCUCCAUUUGUUUCUUAGCCUGGCGACUGGGACGCUUCAAAGACAAGUUGCGAUUGAUGACGUCAGUUUCCUUGAUUGCGCCGCCAGUAAGUUGCUUCUCGACUGCAGUUUCGACGACGAAGAUUUCAAUGGCGGGUUUUGCCACUGGAGAGAUAACCGCAAAGGGGGUUUAUCCUGGCUCAUAACAAAUCAUGACAAAUCGCCGACCGCAGGUGGAGUGCCAACGAGAGAUCACACAACCGGUAAGGGAAAUUAUGCCUUGUAUUACUCCGAUCAAGCGGACAAAUCAAUAUAUGCUACGCUCCAAAGUGCUCCAAUGCCGCGCCCGGAUAAGGGAGUGUGCUUCAGCUUCUGGUACUACCCAUACCGAGGAGAAACAGCACUUACCGUGGAGGUUGUAAAAAAAGGUGGGAAUUACUGGAGCAGAAACGCCGUUGCACAAGGAAACAAAUGGCUGUAUGGGGAACUCUUCAUAAGCUCCUCGGACCAAUACACAGUCGAAGUACAAGCCUUUGCUAAGGUACGCGGUUCAAGUCUCGCACUUGAUGACUUCCUACUGUCGCCGGGACCGUGCCGUCAUGCUGGUUUCUGUGACUUCGAAACUGAUAUGUGCCUCUGGCUUCCUGUUGCAUAUGGUCUGACGCAAGGCUGGCAGCGACAGAACGGAAGCGUCAUGGCGGCGGGACCGCGACAAGACCACACCUUGUCGGACAUGUAUGGACAUUACAUGGUGACGACGCCCGGACGUCGAGGGGACACUGCCCGCCUUAUGUUUAUGUCUGAAGACGCGGGCGAGCGUUGCAUACAGUUCUGGUACAUCAUUUCCAGCGACGCCGCGGGCAACUUUUCUCUCUACCAGAACGCUAGUGACAAUAACCCGCUUCCUAUCUGGAGCUCUGCGGGCCAUGUGUUCGGUGUCUGGCGAAAGGGACAGGCAUCCCUGCAAAAGAUUAAGCGAUAUUUUGUCGUGUUUGAGGUGAAGACUAACGUAAGCACAUCGCGGGGCAGUAAGGAUUACGUAGCUCUAGACGACGUGAAAAUUACCGUAGGCCUAUGUGCCAGCACCCUCACCUGUGACUUCGAAGAAGAUAUGUGCAACUGGUACAGCGACAUCAGUCGGUCGAACUUCGAGUGGCUCUUCUGGCGGGCAGCUGACAGCAAGAAGUUGGGCGGUCCAUCCGUAGACGUCACGACCGUCACGAACGAAGGAAGCUACGUUUAUGCGCCGUUCUCGAACGUACAAAGGGGUGACCAAGCCGUGCUACUGUCCGACGAAGUGGACGUCACGACGGCACCGGAAUGGUGCCUCACCUUCUGGCACUCUUUCAGAAACGUGGGGAAAUCGUCCCUCCGCCUCGUAGCGACGUACAACAGAGACAACGACGCUACCCAAACUAUUGUCACUCACGCUGCCAAAGCGUCUUCCUGGAUCCAAGAAAAACGUAGCUUGCGCGUCGGCCGUGGAGUUCGAACGGCUUGGUUUCAACUCAUCGCAAAGGUGGCGGAAGAUUACGACAAAACAAAUUUUACGGGCAUAGCCAUAGACGAAAUCAACUUCAAGCCAGGGCUCUGCGGCACCCCGUACGUUCCUCCGGCUCCCUCUCCGGAUCCACCACAUCCUCUAGACUGUGACUUCGAAACUGACGACUGCGCCUGGAUUAACGGAAAUUCAGAUGCGACGUGGAAAAGAGUAGCUGCCUACACGUUCGGCGGUAGGUCACUCCGUAUGCCAAAAGUAGAUCACACUACGGCAUCGUUCAACGGCAACUACGCCGUAGUCGUUAGAUCUAGCAGCGGUACCGAGGAAUCCGUGCUCAUUACCGAGCGCGCAGUUAAGAUCGAAGACAAGGGUCUAUGCGUCAAGUUCUGGUACUACAUGUACGGGAGCUUGAUUCGCCCUCUUCGCUUCGCUAGUAUCGAGGAGAAACAGGAAACGGCUUAUUGGUGGAACGCGAAAUCGGAAGGACCGCAGUGGAAUUACGCUCAAGCGUUCGUUCCCGGACCUGCAGUGAGGUACCUGGCGUUCCUAGCCAGGAAGUCGACGGUGUCGCAAACGGCACUGGACGAUAUCUCCGCAAGUGAGGGCCCUUGCCCGCCGCCGAGGACGUGCGGGUUUGAGAGCGACGAGUGUGGCUGGGGGUCGGCCCUGGGGAACAGGUACCAUUGGAGGAGGGAGAAAGCGACGACAGUGGGACUGGGCGAGGACCACACAACAGGAGGCGGCGACGGGCACGUCUUCGCCGUUGACUUCAGCAAGAAAUAUCAGGGCCUCAAUUCUGCUACCGUGGUGAGCGCGCAGUACAAGUCCGAAGAAGCACUCUGCCUUCGUCUAUGGUACCAAAUCAGUGGGAACAACUCACUGACUGUUGGUUCACUCACGAACAACAAGAGAACCACUUUCUUGACCCGCCUUUCUGGAGGCGACGGAGAGCAAUGGCGCUCUGCGCAGGUCCGCGUCCCCAGCUGGUACGCUUCGAAAAGCCAUCGAUUCUUUUUCCAAACACAAGCGCGUUCCCUUGACGGAAUCGUUGCCGUGGACGACAUCCAGGUCCUGGACGACUGCCCAGAUCUCGGGUCCUGCGACUUCGAAAAAGACUUCUGCAUGUGGGAGAACCAAGACGUCAGCUCUCAGUUUUCCACCUGGGAGCGACGCACCGGCGGAAACGACUUGUACGAGCCGCAGAGAGACCACACGUUCGGUACUGUUUACGGAAGCUACGCCAUAAUCUACCCGAAGCGGCAUCCAGCCUACCGCACGCCUUCCAAACUGGUAUCACCGUACAUGGCAGAUUGCGCCGACGCUUGUUUCAGCUUCUGGAUGUACCGGAAUGGAAGCCAAGUUCACGACAUGACUGUGUUUGUGAGAACUAACGACCAAGAUAUUGCGCAAGAGUACAAGAUGUCAGAUGACGCUGAAGACACAUGGGCUAAAGGUCAAAUACAUCUUCCGUCGGGCGUCGGGGCUUGCCAGAUUGGGUUCGCGCCGUCGUUUCCAGUGCUCCGUAACAAGUUUUUUGCCCUAGACGACCUCGAAUUCAAACGGGGCCCUUGUAGCCCUCUUGAAGAUGUCCAUCACCCUUCCUUCACGUGCGACGAUGGCGACACACAUUUGACGAGCGACAAGAUCUGCAACUUUGCUUCAGACUGUAAGGACGGGCUAGACGAGGCCCACUGUGGAACGUUCUGCGAUUUUGAGGGCAACCACACAUGUAACUGGAGCAGGAAAGACGCUGGAACACGGUGGGUGCUUGAAGAGGCUAGUUCUGGCAUGCACGAACCAAAAUUUGACCGGACGACAAUGUCCGGGAGUGGUCACUACGUCAGCUUGAAGCGUGUAAGUGCUGCAAGCAUUACAAUAAGCGGCUCCUUUGCUAGUCCGUAUCUCGUUAACGCUGCGCCCACUUGUAGAUUCAUCUUUUGGUGCUAUUCAAACCUACCCAGAGACUCAAAACCAGUUAAGGUUCGAAUGCGAUCAACUAGCAACCGCUUCGACCGCGAGACAACAGCACUAGUCAUGCAAGGAAGUCAGCGACCACAGUGGCAAAAGGUUGAAGUCGUCAUAGGCCGCGUCAGCAGGCGCUUCGCCGUUCUCCUUGAAGGCGACCCUGAAAGAGGAAACGCAAGUUUCGCUAUCGAUGACAUUUCCUUCCAUCAGUGUGCCGUCGUCAUCAACGGGAGUCAAGAGUGCAACGGCAAAGACAUGUAUCAGUGCGCUAACGGCAACUGUGUACACAGAAACCAGUUGUGCGAUUUCACUGACGACUGCGGAGAUCGAAGCGAUGAAGGUGUCAUGGCAAAAUGCAACACUACAUUUCCAGGAAGGUGCAGUUUUGAACUCGGCGUCUGCGACUGGACAUUCAGAGACAGUCGCUGGAGGCUACAGAAAGGAGCCAAGAUAUGGCACAUACACCGUGCCGAUGACUUCCGUGAUCAUACUGUGAACAGUAUCUACGGAAAUGCCGUAAAACUUCCGUUUAGAUACUCUCCACGUGGUAGUAAAGCGAUCUUCCAAAGUCCUAUUCUCUCGGCGUCAUCUCCCACGUGCAGCUUCCGAUUUUACUACAUGUACAGCACGCAAUUCAGAGACAUCCAAUAUGACAGGUACAACAGGGCUGCCGGAAGCCUAGCAGUGCGAGUGAGAACAGACGUUCUCGGUGCUGCGAAACUGCUCUGGAAAACGUCCAGAGUGCACGGACAGUUUUACGAACGCGCUCUCGUAGGCCUCGGUGACACGCGAGGUCAGUUUCAAAUUGUCAUAGAAGGCGUGACGGGGUCGGACGUGAAUGGACAGUGGAUCGUUGACGACGUGUCUUUUACUGAUGGCUGCGCGAAGUCUGAGAACGGCACGCUGCCCACUCUUAUCAAGCCCACUACAGUCGCGCCGCCGGCUUCGAAGUGUGAGGGCGACCACUUCGCGUGUGGUAACGGCCAGUGCAUCGGUAAGACCUCUGUGUGUGACUUCCACAAUGACUGCGACGAUGGGUCCGACGAAACACGCUGCGCCACUUGUUCGUUCGACCGGGGCACUUGCGGGUGGGUCGACUAUAGUGCUGGAAACGUCUACUGGAAACGGGUCGCACCAGGUGACGCUGGGAAGCCACCUACCUCAGGGGCAAACAAAGGUUAUUUCAUGAGCAUCGAGAAACUGUCAGGCAGUGCAGUCUCUAAUAAUGCAGUGAUGGAAGCUGGACCUCUUCAAGCAUCGUCCAAAACCUGCAGGUUCGAGUUCUUCUACUUCGCCUCCGUGGUGUCCCGAAACAGUGUGAUCUUCUCGGUAGUGCUCGUUGAGAAUUCAACGUCUGUUCCCAUUACAAGUUUCACCGGUGACUCGGGGGGUGUUUGGACGAAAGCGUCCGUAGAGCUGGGCAUCAGAACUGCACCUUGGUUCAUCCGAUUUGUAGCCAAGGACCACUGGGACUCAUCUCGCGUUGCAGUGGACGACGUCACCAUGCUUGAGUGUUCCACGACCGACCUUACUCCUGGAGCGAAGUGCGAAGCAAACGGAAUGCUAUCCUGCCCCGGUCAGAUGGAUCGGUGCAUCUACGACUCGCAAGUUUGUAACUUCGCCAAAGACUGCACCGACGGGUCCGAUGAGGCUUCGUGCGACCGGUAUCCAGAACGGUGUGACUUCGAGAAGGAUACCUGCGGUUGGAAACUUCACAGCGCCGUCGGAACAGCUAGUUGGGAAAUAUCUGCGGCGAAGUCGUACCCGUGGGUACCUGGCGACCACACGCGCGGUGAUGCUACGGGACGUUUCUUCUCCCUUGAAAAGAAAGACGCAAACCAGAAAGGUAGCGCUGUCGUCAGUAGCGUUGCGUUCAAACCCACAACGGAUCAGAAAUGCAAGAUCCGCUUCUGGUUCUUCAUGGCCGACGCUGAAAGUGAUGCGUUGAAAGUAUUCCUGAAACAAAACUCAGUAAGAAUGUCAUUUGUUCUUGAAAACGUGAAGGGAGACAACCGAAUGCGCUGGCAACAAGCCGACGUGAUCUUGUCGAGUCAAGAGGUGUUCCGCGUUCUCUUGGUCGGAACAAAAGACGCUGGCUCAGAAGGACUCUUGGCCAUUGACGACGUUUCGUUCACGCCCGCUUGCACACCGGUUAGUAAGGAUACGCAGCCCUGGCCCCCGAUCCCAGUUCAACCCCCAGGAAGGUGCAACAACGAAACGGAAUUCAUGUGCGAAGACAACAGCUGCAUUCCUUCAGAUAUGGUAUGCGACUUCAAGGAGGACUGUGUUGGCGGUCGAGACGAAAAGACUUGCCCUUCAACGUGCGAUUUUGAAGGCGGCGACGAAUGCGGAUGGCGGGGAACCCAGAAUCCCCCUCCCGGCUUCUCGUGGGGAGCUGAAACUGCCAUUGAAGCCGUGAACGUAAACCCCAAUGCACCUCCCAAUGAUACUACGACUAAAUCCAGAGAAGGUGACUAUUUCAUGGCCUGGGUAGCCGAAGGAACUGGUGCGACGCAGCACGCCGUGCGGAUCUUCUCACCAACGUACCGACAAGCCGGACCCAACUGCAAGGCUACCUUUAACUAUUGGCUUCACAAUCCUGCCAACGUUGCCGUUCAAAUGUGGGUUGCCGAAAAGGACAAAGAACAUGUGGUCAUAUUUGAUAGUAACACUGUUACUGAUUCGUCGAACACCUGGAACAAUGUCACCCUUGGUAUAGGCCGCAGGAAGGAGGCAACGGUCCUUCAGCUUGAGAUAAGUGCUCCCACGACCGGAGGUGGAGCAUUCUUCGCUCUCGACGACCUCCGGUUUAUUGACUGCGCCUACCCGAAGCAAGUCCCAAAGGAAUCUGUUUGUCCUGCUUCUCAAUUUCGAUGCAAAAAUGAUCGAUACUGCGUACCUAACAACAACGUAUGUGAUCUCAGCGAGGACUGCAGUGACGGCAGCGACGAGGAAAACUGUCAGAACCUCAGGGUCACCUUCGAAGACGGGACGUCCGGACCUUUCCAGCAUGUCGGGAAGUGGCAGACGGAACGUGGACCUUCUUCGCUUCGACGAGAUUACAGCACGGGACCGCUGUUCGACCACACCACCCGCGACGCCACGGGCACUUACAUUAAGUUCGGCGACGAGUUCCCUAACUACGGUACAUCCGGGUCUUUGCUCUCCCCCGUGUUUCUGGCCGGGAAGUGCAGGGUAACGUUCCACGUGUACAUGUACGGAGACGACAUCAAUUCCCUGAGCCUUCGGAAGCUGCAUAAAGAUCGCAGUGAACGUGUAGCCUGGGAACAGAAAGGACCCCUGGGCGACUUCUGGUCCAGACAGACAGUGCUGCUGGACGAGAAGGAGGACUUCCAGCUCAGUUUCGUGGCUCAAGAGGGCAGCAAUCCGGGUGACCUUGUUGCCUUGGAUGAUAUCAGCUUCGGAGAUGAAUGCAGGACCACCGUCAAUUUGACAACACGUGAGCCUGCUGAAGCGUCAUCGCAGACUCCAGUAUCGGUGUCAACUCCUGGGAUACCGACAACCCCAAAAGUGUGCGGAAAAGCACUUUUCAGUUGCGGCGACCGAUGCAUUCCUUCGUUGUUCUUCUGUGACGGGGUUGAAGACUGCCUGAACGGUGCUGACGAACAAUGCGAGGACAGCCAGCGAUGCCCGCAAGGUUCUGUCUACUGCAGUGACUCUACAUCGGAUCCAUGUUUACCUCCAUCGAAAAUAUGCGAUGGGGUCCAGGACUGCAGCGACGGCUCUGACGAGUCCCUGUGCGGAGUUUGCCCGAAGUCGUUCUGCCUUAACUUCGGAAUCUGCCAGGUCCCGAAGCCUCAGGGCUUUCCGAGCUGCAGUUGCAAGGGUGAACUGACCGGGUACCGUUGCAGCCGCAACGACUUCCUAGUUGAGCAUUUAACCAUCAGGACGAGCAGUUCAAGCUCGUGGGUUACUGCGCUAUCCAUCUCACUAGUCCUGAUAGUGGCGCUGGCUGCUGGUGCCUGGUUCCUGGUUCGCAGAAGACGGAUACUAAGCGGAACGACUGACCCGACAGGCCUGGUGAACCCGUCAUACGACGUUCCUAUGGAAGAAAUCGGCGAGCUUGCUUUGCCGGAGGCUUCCACGGAAGAUGAGAAUGGGAUUACUAACCCCACAUACGAAAGUUGAUGGCGGUCACGGCGAUCCUUGGUGUACAGACGUAAUUUAAUUCAUCACGGUAUUGUUGCUGAUGAUACAGCCAUCAAGUGUCAUCUUCACCGCUCGGUAAUCAUCAUUCAUAUUUUCCGACGUCGUUCCUUAUCUGGUGUGUGCAGACCGAACACAUUCCCUGUUAUUUGGUCGGGACUCGAAUGUGAUAUUCAUUUUCUACUAUGACUUAUACGCACCCCAUUUUCUGGUGGAAUAAAUCUAUCCUAAGAUAUCUAGUAAA